AUGUAUCUCCUUCACUGCGCUCAUAUCUAUCUAUCUAUCUAUCUAUCUAUCUAUCUAUCUAUCUAUCUAUCUAUCUAUCUAUCUAUCUAUCUCAUUAUCUAUCAAUCAAUCUAUGUCUUUCUGUUCAUAUAUAUCAAUAUAUGUAUCUCCUUCACUGCGCUCAUAUCUAUCUAUCUAUCUAUCUAUCUAUCUAUCUAUCUAUCUAUCUAUCUAUCUAUCUAUCACUCGCUCACUCUCUCUCUCUCUCUCUAUAUAUAUAUAUAUAUAUAUAUAUAUAUAUAUUCACUCUCUCACAGACGCGCCGUCGCCUCUCUCUGUCUUUUCUACAAAUACUUUCAUGUAAUCAUCCGUUUCUCUCCCGACUCUUUCGGUGACGACGACAUCGAAGAUGAAGGAGACAUCCUUCCCACUGGCAACGUAUAUAUAAUGUCUAUCUUUUAUUCAGAUAGGCGUUAUUUACACAGUGCCAGUGGAAAAGAUGUCUUCGUCAUCUUCGAUGUUGAAACUUUCUUAAUAGUAUGCAUCCGUUCAUCUCGUGAGUCAUUAACUGACGUCGACAUCGAACAUGAAGAAAGCAUCUAUCCACUGAACUCCUAUCUCGUUUUUUUUAUUAUCUAUCUAUCUAUCUAUCUAUCUAUCUAUCUAUCUAUCUAUCUAUCAAACUCUCUUUUUAUUUUAUUCUCUUCAGACUAUCUCGUUUUGGUCAUAUAUGAAUAUAUCUCAUUGUCUUCACAUCUAUCUAAUUUUAUCCAUAUCUAUCUCUCUCAAUAUUCAGUUCUUUUUCUAUCUCAUUAUGUUCAUAUGUAUCUAUCUAUGUACAUAUUUAUCAAUCAAUCAAUCUAUCUUUUUCUGCUCAUAUAUAUUGAUAUAUGUAUCUCCCUCACUGUGCUCAUAUCUAUUAAUCUAUCUCAUUUUUUUCAUAUCUAUCUAUCUAUCUAUCUAUCUAUCUAUCUAUCUAUCUAUCUAUCUAUCUCAUAUUACUUAUCCCAGAUCUCACGUUGA
Acanthosepion pharaonis is the source of this 1002-nucleotide messenger RNA. Lineage: Eukaryota; Metazoa; Mollusca; Cephalopoda; Sepiida; Sepiidae. The record is from the annotation of a GenBank genome assembly.